GACACUUCCGGUGAUUCUUCCGGUAAUGUUACCCACGCGGCGUUGAUAACGGAUGACUUUGAGACAUACUGGUGAAUGAGAUAGCUGAGUUGAGGAUACAAUACUUAUUCACCAUGGCUUCAUCCUGUACACAGCUCUGUCAACAAGGCAGAAAUCUCCUCUGCUCCAAGGCAGUGGCUCGCACCUGGCAGUAUAACACUCAAGUUAGACAUUGCAUUACAAGGGGAUCAAUCAAAAUCCUAAAUGAUUUCUCGAUUAACAACGGGAAUCACACAACAACCCAGACGAGACAGAGAUGGAAACAACAGAUGUUCUGUUACAGUGACUUGGCUACCAAACAUCUGGCAACUGAAGCUUUGGAAAACAAGAAUGUUGAAGAAACCUCUACAGCUGAUGUUGUAGCAUACAAGAGCCCCCUGUUGCCAAUCAGAGAUGCUGUGUCUGUGCCUAAUAUGCCAUUAGAUCUGGAUUCCGCUGCUGAGGUUUCAGCAUUAGAGCUGAUCAGUGAGGAAGAGGCUGUCAGUAUAACAGUCCCUUCUGACAUCCCCCCUGCAUCCAUCUCUCUAAAAGACUAUGUCGACAAGUCUGAGACGCUCAGCAAACUGGUGGAGCUGGGUGUAAAUCUGUGGAUCCUUGAACAAAGGCCCAAUGUGGGCUCCAUGCUACUGAAGCUCGACUUAAACACAGAUGUGUCCCCAAAGCUGCUGUUCCUCAAAGAUAUAGGUGUGGACGUAUCUCGUUUUGGUCACAUCAUCACGCAAAACCCCUUCGUUCUCACUGAGAGUUUGGAGAACCUGCAUUCCAGGGUGAACUUUCUCAAGUCACAGAACUUCAGCCCUGAGACGGUUGCAUCCAUGGUGUCCAGAGUUCCGUAUAUACUGAACUUCAGUGUGAAGAGGCUGGACAACAGAAUGGGCUUCUACCAGCAGAUACUCAAACUCAGUGCUUCUAAUACACGGGACAUUUUAGCACGUCGACCUAAAUUACUGUGUGGCAGUCUGGAGCCCGUUAAAGAGAACCUGAAGGUGUUGGAAAUGGAGCUCGGCUUCAAGGAAAACGAGAUCCAACACAUAGUUAUUACAGUCCCGAAGGUUCUGACAAGAGACCCAAGGAAGCUGCCCCAAAUAUUUGACUUCGUCCACAAUACCAUGAAGGUGCCCCACGACCUGAUCGCCAAGUUCCCACAGGUCCUAAAUUGUAGGUUAAUGCGUAUCAGAGAGCGCCACCAGUUCCUCGAGUACCUUGGAAAGGCUCAGUAUAAGCCAGACCUGCCCAACUACAUCUCCCUGGAACGGCUGGUGAUAAUGCCAAAUGAUAUUUUUUGCACUGAGUUGGCUCUUGCCAAAUCUGCAGAUUUUUCUUUGUUCCUAAAGACACGCUGAUUCUUCAGGAAACAAACGAUCAAGCGCAAAGAAUAAAUAAAUGUCAAACACCUGAAGACAUGAAGGCUUGUAAACUUCAGCUCAUCAACUGAGUUGGAAUGAAAGUUUUGUAAAUGCAUUGUUAAAUAAAUGUCCACACUGAUUACGACUGAUCAUAACUUAUGUUUUGAAAACUGCUUGAAAAAAUUGAGAGAGGAUUUUAGCAAUGUAACAAAGUUUUUCUUCAGCUCCAGUACGAUUUAAAGGGAAAUAUUAUUUUUUUAUUGUCAUUUGCACAUUUAGAUAUUCCAUAGAAAACCAGUGUUUACGGUAGGAAGCAUUGUUAUGUUGUAAAUUGUAGGUCCCCAAUAUAUAAUAUUGAAAAAGGUCAGUUAUUAUUAUUGCUACUAUUUUGUAUUAAUAAACCUGUUACUACUUAAAUAAGA
Trematomus bernacchii (emerald rockcod) is the source of this 1807-nucleotide messenger RNA. It is a transcript of the gene mterf3, whose product is annotated as mitochondrial transcription termination factor 3. Bases 114 to 1382 code for a protein of 422 amino acids. Gene Ontology annotation, molecular function: double-stranded DNA binding. Gene Ontology annotation, biological process: mitochondrial ribosome assembly; regulation of DNA-templated transcription. Gene Ontology annotation, cellular component: mitochondrion. The transcript is spliced from 8 exons. The record is from RefSeq and is a predicted model, not a curated record. Lineage: Eukaryota; Metazoa; Chordata; Actinopteri; Perciformes; Nototheniidae.